AUGCCACCAGGCGUGGUAUUCCAAGACCAGAAAGAGUAUCAGUACUUUUGUCACUUUCGUGAUGAGACUUCGGUUGAGCUUGCAACUGGCUUCGAGCCCGCGCUAUGGGAUACACUUGUUCUCCAGGCCUGCGACAGCCCAUCAAUCCUACAACUGACCGUAGCCACUGCAGCGCUAAGCCUAGCCACCAAGGCACCGUAUGCAAACCUUUGGGAUUCCGAAAAAGAAGUGCAUCAUCAACAUGCCUUGCAGCAGUAUGGGGAGGCUCUGAAGGGAAUCCAAAAGAUGGUGGCCACAGGGCAGGAUUCGAUGAGAAUAGUCCUAAUCAGCGCACUUCUCAUAUUCUGCUUCGAAAGCCUCCACGGGGAUUUCCGUCAAGCAAUCGUUCAAGUUCAAAGCGCCAUCGACAUGAUCGUAAAACGAAUCACGAACAACACUCAAGCAUACCACUACCCCCGCGUCAACGCUCUUGGGAUUCGUGGAAGUGCAGAGAUUGACGAUGAUCUUCUCACGGCGUUCAUGCGGCUGGACCGCCCUUCACUCACACUCCUAAGCAAGAGGAAAGAGAACGCGCCUCUACUCACAACUCGAAUCUUCACCCUCUUAUUCUCCGAAGAGCACCUAGAAAUCCCGAGAGGCUUUGCCGGUACGGCUGAAGCACGAGUAUACUUGGAAGACCUUAAAUGGAGGGUUCUGACGACGACGCAACCACCAAAAUCAGUCACAUCUUUCUGGCAGGAGGAACCGGAAGAGGAGAACUCUCCAGAUUUCAGUAUUGUUCCUCUCCAGUUGAAACAAUGGUACGAAGGGUCGGGAGCCUUGAAUUCGAGCUCAAACUUGGCUAUCGAAUUUGCACACUGGCAUGAUGCAUUUUCGCCCCUAUUAAACUAUGCCACGACCCCUCCUGGAGAAUCGAUGUUCCUUGGAGCAGUGACUCUUCAUAUUCAAGCUCUGGCUGCGGAUUUACUCGCCAGUGGAUCAUCUAGAUCGACGCUCUCUUCACCGACUUCCUCGUCCUCUCAAUCUAUGGCUGCCGGUUCCAGUGCAGAGAACUUGAAUCGGUUUCCCACAGUUCACGCAAUCCUGUCCUUCUCCCGCCAAUUAGUGGCGCAUCCGAAGUUUAUUAAGGGAUUCGUGUUUGACAUUGGAAUUAUCCCGUCACUGACAACGGUCAUAAUGGUGUGCCCGGACCGGAAUUUGAAACGAGAGGCAAUAGAUGUGCUAAAAUCAAUGGAGCCAAGAAGGGAGGGGGUGUGGGACAGCAGCGCCGUUGCUCGAGCCGGAGAUAUAAGCAUGGAGGAGGAAGACGGCCGGAUGGAUUUGGACAUGAUUGAUCCAAAUAUCUUGGAAAUACUGUAA
Messenger RNA from Lachnellula hyalina, 1359 nucleotides. RefSeq lists its product as uncharacterized. The coding region runs from base 1 to 1359 and encodes 452 amino acids. The transcript has a single exon. The record is from RefSeq and is a predicted model, not a curated record. NCBI's taxonomy places the organism in Eukaryota, Fungi, Ascomycota, Leotiomycetes, Helotiales, Lachnaceae.